Messenger RNA from Vanderwaltozyma polyspora DSM 70294, 933 nucleotides. It is a transcript of the gene KTI12, whose product is annotated as Kti12p. The record is from RefSeq and is a predicted model, not a curated record. NCBI's taxonomy places the organism in Eukaryota, Fungi, Ascomycota, Saccharomycetes, Saccharomycetales, Saccharomycetaceae. The coding region runs from base 1 to 933 and encodes 310 amino acids. The transcript has a single exon.
AUGCCUCUUAUUUUGUUUACAGGAUACCCAAGCUCUGGGAAAACUACUAAAGCUAAGGAAUUAAUUUCUUUAUUAGAAGAUAAAAUUGAGAAUACACCUGCUUUAAAGAAUAAAAAAUACUCUAUUGUGUAUCAUUCAGAUGAAAGUUUAGGUAUUCAACAUAAUGAUUACAUUACAUCUCAAGAUGAACGUAAAUUACGUUCAGAGAUAAUAUCAGCUGUUAAGAGAGAUCUAUCUAAGAAUAAUAUUGUCAUUGUAGAUUCAUUAAACUAUAUUAAAGGAUUUCGUUACCAACUUCAUUGUGAAGUUAAAAAUUGCUCUACCACAUUUUGUUUAAUCCAUGUAAUGUGUCCAGUUGAUGUAAUUUAUGAUUGGAAUAAGUCAUCAAGUAAUUCAUGGGAUAAUGAGUUGUUGGAUCAACUGAUACAGCGUUAUGAAGAACCAAAUGCUCAAAGUCGUUGGGACUCCCCAUUGUUCCCUGUUUUGUCGAAUGAAGAUUCUAUGAAAGACUAUAUUGAAGAUAUCAGUAGUGCAAUUUUCAAUACUGGUAAUUCGUUGAACACUCGUGAUCCUUUGAGUCGUUCGUUUCAAAAACCAAAUAGUGUAACCAUAUUAAAACCAGCUUCUCAAACAAACUUUAUUCAAGUAUUAGAUAGAGAAGCAACAUUAGUGGUUAAAAAGAUAAUGGAAGAGAUCAAAAUAGCACAAUCUAUUGGUAAUAAUUCGACUUCAAGAGUAAUUGUUUCUGAAGGUGUCACUGACAUUAAUGAUGACAGAUGCAGUUACGUGGAUUUACCAGUUAAUGGAGUUACUCUUGCUCAAUUACAAAGAUUAAAAAGACAAUUUGUAAAUUUAAACAAAUUAAGAGACAUGGAAAGGGAUAGAAUUGUACAUAUGUUUGCCGAUUAUUUAAAUAAAAAUUUGAAUGAUUAG